Messenger RNA from Marasmius oreades (fairy-ring Marasmius), 1143 nucleotides. RefSeq lists its product as uncharacterized. The transcript has 19 exons. The record is from RefSeq and is a predicted model, not a curated record. Bases 1 to 1143 code for a protein of 380 amino acids. Gene Ontology annotation, cellular component: cytoplasm. Gene Ontology annotation, molecular function: GTP binding; GTPase activity. Gene Ontology annotation, biological process: cytoplasmic translation. Lineage: Eukaryota; Fungi; Basidiomycota; Agaricomycetes; Agaricales; Marasmiaceae.
AUGGGUGUCGUUGAAAAGAUCAAGGAAAUCGAGGAGGAGAUGGCAAGAACGCAGAAGAAUAAAGCGACGGAAUAUCACCUGGGAUUAUUGAAAGCAAAGUUGGCGCGUUAUCGACAACAGCUUCUCGAACCGACAGCAAAGUCUGGUCCAGCAGGAACCGGGUUUGAUGUGCAGAAGUCGGGCGAUGCCCGAAUAGCUCUGAUAGGUUUCCCAUCGGUUGGAAAGUCAACUCUACUCGGCAAACUCACACAUACACAAUCUGAGACUGCCGCCAUAUCCCAGGCAAUCCCGGGUGUGAUCGAACACAGAGGUGCGAGGAUACAGCUGCUCGACCUUCCGGGAAUCGUUGAAGGAGCUAGUCAGGGUCGUGGUCGUGGUCGGCAAGUGGUCUCUACUGCAAAGACCGCCGAUCUCAUUGUGAUCAUGCUGGAUGCUACGAAGUCCGAGGAACAGAGGCGAUUACUUGAGGUCGAACUCGAUGCUGUUGGAAUUCGGCUCAACAAAUCCAAGCCUGACGUAGUUUUCAAGAAGAAGACGACUGGUGGGAUCACAUUCAACACAACGGUGAAGCUUACCCGAACUGACGAGAAAACUAUCCGAACGAUUCUUGCGGGGUAUAAGCUACAUAACUGCGAUGUUAUGAUUCGUGAAGACAUAACGACAGACGAGUUCAUAGAUGUCCUUAUAGGAAACAGGAAAUACGUUCCGUGUUUAUAUGUCUACAAUAAGAUCGACUCCAUCAGCCUUGAACAGGUCGAUAAACUAGCGCACACUCCGAACACGUUGGUGAUUAGCUGCGAAAUGGAUCUCAACUUGGAAUAUCUUGUCGAUCGGAUGUGGGAUGAUCUCAAUAUUGUAAAAAUAUUCACGAAGAAACGUGGGGCGCAUCCGGACCUCGAAGAUCCUGUUUGCAUGCGUAAAGGAUCGACCAUUGAGGAUGUCUGCAACUCUAUUCAUCGUUCACUCGCGCCCAAUUUCAAGUAUGCACUGGUUUGGGUUUGUGGUGUCCUCCUUCUUGUUAUGAUAUCACAAUCAUUUCCUCUUUCCCAGGGAAAGUCGAGUAAAUUCAAUCCGCACGCUCAAAAAGUUAGCCUUAACCACCAAGUGCAAGAUGAAGACGUUGUUUCUAUAUUCACAAAAUAA